This is a messenger RNA of Acanthaster planci (crown-of-thorns starfish), 4256 nucleotides long. RefSeq names its product selenoprotein N (gene selenon). Lineage: Eukaryota; Metazoa; Echinodermata; Asteroidea; Valvatida; Acanthasteridae. Gene Ontology annotation, molecular function: calcium ion binding. Gene Ontology annotation, cellular component: endoplasmic reticulum membrane. The record is from RefSeq and is a predicted model, not a curated record. Gene Ontology annotation, biological process: calcium ion homeostasis; skeletal muscle fiber development.
GCCCUGCGAGGACGUACAUUUUCAGAUUUUUGGGAUGGUGUCAAUGUAGCACAAAAUUAAAAAUUUUGUUUCAAAGAAAUACUUUCGGAAAGAAUGUUGCACUUUUUUAGCUCAAAAGAUCAAUGGAUGACAGAAUAUGGAUUGAGAGAAAUUUUCAGUUUUGUCAGGAAAUUAUAACAUUUCUUGACUCCCCAUAGACUUUUCAGAUUUGUCGAGGUACAUGUACUUACACAAACUUUUGUAUUUUAUUUUGGCAUUGAUUGUCCUUUUUUGCACUGUUGGCCGCUCAUAGUGGACUACGUGCGUGCAACGUGCAUUCCAAACAGGAAGUUGGGAGAUUAAUUUGGUUGCAUGUGUUCACAGACAAGUGUUGUAAGCUGUCCAGCUUUGUGUUUUGUUGCAAGCUAACAGCUGAACGCCGAUGAUUUCCUUGGACCAUGAUAUUGACGAACUUAACAAUGCUAUAGAAAGAAGUUGUCAGAAACGAACACCUUGGCACGAUGGGCGGAGACAAGAAAAAGUCACCGCCAGCCUCUACAGCCAGUGACAGCGCGAGAAAGCCGAAAGACUUCACUGAUGCUGCUGUACAAACAUCUCCUGAGCAUGGCCCCACCAGUGGCAGUCACACCCGGCGAUGCAGUUGCCUACGAGUGUUCCUACUUUCGGUGGUGAUUGCGGUGCUGGCCGUGGUAACGGCUGUCAUCCUCAAGGGCUAUGAGAUGAGGAGAAUUGGGGAGAUGAUGCUGCGUGACAAGAUUGGUGAGGAGGGCUAUGCUAUGUUCCAGAGCUACGACCGGGAUGCGGACGGUUACCUGAGCCUGGCCGAAUUUGAACCCCUGCUGAACAAGUUGAGCGCCCCUGACAAUGUGCCUGUUGACUUUGAUAGCUUCAUGCAGGAUGUUGACCCCUCGCAGGAGGUCCUCUCUAUUGAGUCUCAUUUCCAGCCACUCCUGCGAGAAUCAAUGAGCAAGGAAAGGGAGGGUUUAUUUAGUGGCGGAAGCGGUAGCCUCGCAGGACUUGAUGCAUGGAACAGCCCCUUCCGUUCCAUGGCGGGCUUCGGCGUGCCGGAGUUUGCUGCAUUCCUACCCGAGGGCGCCCUGCCUGUGGGCCAGGUCUACGAGCUGGUCAAGUCUAAUUUGAAUGUGUUCAGCAACACUCUGUCCAGCAACCGCUACUACCCCCCUCGUGCAGUGGACCGAGAGUUGCUCAUGCACAAGCUGCUGAGUAUGUUGCACCCCCGUCCGUUCCUCCAUACGCGCUUCGGUCCGCAAGGGGCCGCGGCUGUCGUCCGCGCUGAGAAUGAGAUAUAUGUGGAUGUAGUCUUCAGGAUCCAUGCAGAGUUUCAGCUGAAUGAGCCUCCCUUGAAUCCUUUCUGGUUCACCCCAGCUCAAUUCACCGGUAACCUCAUCAUCAGACGAGACUCUUCUCACAUUGAGCAUUUCCACCUCUAUGUUCCCAGCAACAAGAGCCUCAAUGUUGACAUGGAGUGGAUGAACGGCCCCAUGGAAAAUGAGAAUAUGGAGGUAGACAUCGGCUUCAUGCCACAAUUGGAGCUGACUAUCUCCAGUCCCUCCAGCCAAAUCUCAGUUCUUGGGGAGGACGGGGAGGUUCUACAGGAGGCCAAGCCACCAGCAAAUGACCUGCUGAACGGCAACAUAAUCUGGAAUACCGAAAUCUCCAUGGAAAGUGCAUUCUUAAUACUAGAACGCCAUUUCUAUCCAUUUAAAAAAGUGCCUUAUUUGCCAUUUUCUGAAGCUUUCAAGCGUGCAGCUGUAGAGAGUAAACUGGUUCACACCAUUCUUCUUUGGGGGUCCCUCGAUGACCAGUCCUGCUGAGGUUCGGGGCGGACUCUUCGAGAGACAGCUCUCGAGAGUUCGCCCGUCCUCGCUCUCUUGGAGGAGCACUUCAUCAGCACCUGGUCACUGGUCGCUGAUCUGGAGAAGAUGAAGGAGGAGAAGACAGGGGACCAGACGGGGAUGACUGAAGUGGCCCGGCUGGCUUCACAUUGUCUGAAUUCCUACUCUUUCCCUGUACAAAUACUAGUCUUACUUCCUAAUGGCACAGUAGUGCACAGCAUCAACGCUAAUGAUCUUCUGGACAUGGGCCAAGAACCCCCCAGCAUCUCACAGGUUUUUUCAGAUCCUCUGGUAGUGGCCUACGUCAGUUUCCUAGAGACAGGGCUAAAUAAAGCAAAAGAAUUCCAGUAAGCGGCAACUCCUGUAAAAAAGGUGCUGUUCAAACCAUUGGCAAAGACAAAAGUGAUUUACUCUCAUGAUUUAUGCUAGGGCCUUUGUCCAAACUUUGGCUUCAUUUCUGCUGUGUCUGCAUCACAGGCUCCACUGUUGGUUUCAGACAUUCCCUGUAGAAACUGAGCGGAAUUACUACAAAUACAAACUCUUGCUGGACAUUAACCCUUUUAUUUGACGCUCCCAUGAAUGCAUCGAAUCAGAAGAUCGAAACUUCAAGAAGCUAAUUUUUUUUUAUUUUGAAACUUGAUCCUGAAUUCAAAGAGAGAGAAAAACUAAUAAUGAAAGAUGUGGAAAAGCUGUACUUCCCACAGGUUUCACUUAGCCAAUCAGAGUCAGGCAAUUCAUACCACAGAAGGAAAAGAAUUGUUGGAUUUGUAGAUAUUUGACAUGUAAGAAUGCAAACUCUGGCAAGAAGUCUGAACACUCUGACGGUACCUUCUGUAGCAUACUUCCUGGUUGUAACUAACUGCAGGUAUUAAAAAAUGCAUGCAUAGAUUUGACUAAUGCUUGACUCGUCUCUAGGUCGCACAUUGGACAUCAAUCACAUCAAAUGCCAUGUCCUGAUGAAGUUUGAAUAAGUUUUUGAAAGUUAGGAAUGAGUUGAGUCUCAACUGAUAAAUUUGUGGUAACGUAAAUCUUAUGGUAAAAUGGACUUAAAAUGGAAUAACAAAUGUAGUGAAUGCUGCCUUUUCCCCCAAUUCAAUCACAUACUUUUUAAAUGCAUAUAAGUGCAGUACAUUUUAUUUUCAAACUUUUUAUUACUAUUUAUAAUUGCUUUAUUACCGCCCACAACAUAGUUUGUUUAUAUUUUGUCACAGAACAUAAACACGUUUAGUACAGUUUAUCAGAACGAUAGUAGCAGUUGUUAACAGGCACUCAGUCUUAAAAGUUAAGUCUUACAUUGAUUAUGUACAUGUAUAUUGCACAACAGUUUUAAGACAUUUAUACAGAGUGACUUAAUAAGUGCUUUUCCUCCAAACUAAGGGGCUUUUUUUUACAAUGCAGAGAUGUGUGGAGUGUAUGUUGUCUCUGUGAAGUUAAGCGAUGAAACUAACCUACAUGUAAAUUAUCAAAAUUCUUGUGAAACAAAAUUAAGUAGUUCUGGCCCAAAAAAUUGUUCAUGUUUAAAUUCUGUACAGUAACUACAUUCAUACAACUUUUCUGUCACAUUUAGGUCAUAAAUUAAGAAAUUUCAGUACACCAAGUUGAUAUCUGACAUCAUCUCAAGAACUAAAAGCUACAUGUAUGUGUAUUACUGUCUUUUUAAGGUUCACAAGACUCAGCAAAUCUUUUUUAUUGAGAGCAUUUUUUUUCAGUUUUGUGUACACAGUUUUUAAAAAACAGUUCCUUAGAAAAACUUAGGCUUUGAAGAUUUAAUUUAAACGUCCAUCCAUAUUUAGUUCCAGAAUUACACCUUACAACUACCCCAUCAGUGACAAUAUCUGAAUACAAUUUAGUGUAAGAAUAUUUCAUUGUUGGGUUCAAUUUUAUAGAGCUUCGGGGCAGGAUGAAAUGACCACAGAAUUCAGCCUGUCUUGCCAUUAUGGCACGUGGCAUUUGGAAAGAUCAUACUUUUGCUUUCCACGUUUUUUCUUGGGUUAGCAGAUGUGUGUUAAAUGAGCUCUAUCAAAUUGGCCCUGGUCGUGGCGUCUGUGUAUUUAUGAAGACUUGGUCAUAAACCACUCACACUGUUGGCUGACCAAGUCAGAUGGUUUCACAUAGCACCACAGUUGAGUCAUUAUCAUGAAGUAGAUGAAGUAUUCCUGCAUUGCACAAUAUCCCCUAAUGCUCAAUACUAGGACUAUAGUUUAUCUGCUAUUUCAACAUGACUAGGAAAAGAGAAUAAAACAACAGGCAACCUUAAUAUUAAGCUAAUGCGGUAUUACAAAUCGCAUUUUGUAUAAAUUAUGGGUUUUUUGCAAAUGUACUUACAUCUGUCAUAUUUCCUUCGUUUUGUAGCUAAUGUUAAUAAAGGACACAGUCAACUGAACGCUAACAAAGUGAAAA